AAUGGUGGGGUGGGGAGAGCAGGUUGGCAGAGGGGAGAAAGCAUCAGUUUGGUUUGUCUGCAAUCCCUGUUUUGCUUUGGGAGCUUUAGAGGACAGACACAUUCUUCCAUCUCCACUAAUCCUCCUCUGAUACAGAGGAUUUUCCUGCCAUUAAAUGAUAGCUUGUGAGAAAAAAAUGCCAACUUUUCAGAGACUGACUCGUAUGGCUAAUGGAAGCCUCAUGAGCAGGAGGGAGAACACAGCCACUGCCUGGCUAGGUAAGCAAUGCAUCCAGAUGAUUUCUGCUGGGAAUUUUAGUUUCAACUGUUUGAUGAUAAGCUGGUCAUGCCCCUCAGUACCAGCACCUAUUUCCUGAGGGCAUGGCCAGUCUCUUACUGUUGGUGAUCUUUUCCCACCUCAGAUGAUAGGAACCUGCCUUUGGCACUGCUGGUGGGAAGGAUGCGGAUGAGGACCUGAAAAGGAGUAGCACAGAGCUGCAGGAUUCCCUGAGAAGAUCCUUCAAGUUUGCUUCCCAGACCUGAAAUGCCACUAGUGAAUAAUCAAGUGAUCCUUUGGGUCCCCCAUGUCCAUGCGGUGUGGGCCUGUGUGCGGUCCUGCCCUGCCAACUGCGUGUGCACUCAAGAGCGGAGCUGCUCCGUCCUCUGCGAUCGUGUUGGUCUGGGGCAGAUCCCUAGCCAGUUCCCUUGUGAAGCCUCCUCUAUCAACCUGGACAAAAACAGCAUCAAGUUCCUCUCCGAGAGGGCCUUUGGGACCUUGCCUUCACUCAAGUCCCUGUCUCUCAAUCACAACAAUAUCUCCUUCAUCACCCCAGGGGCUUUCAAGGGGCUGCCCAGCUUGACUGAACUGAAGAUGGCCCACAAUGAGUACAUUCGCUAUCUCCACACGCGGACUUUCACUGCCCUCAAACGGCUGGUGAAGCUGGACCUGGCGGACUGCAACCUUUUCAACAUCCCAGACAGGAUCUUCAUUGAGCUGCCUGCUCUACAGGAGCUCUUUUGCUUCCAGAACAACUUCCGGAGGAUCCCAGGUGCCAUCAGGGGCAUGGAGAACCUGACCCACAUUUACCUGGAGAGAAACAGGAUUGAAGCGGUAGCCUAUAACUCCCUGCAGGGCCUGACCAAGUUGAAAUACCUGAAUCUGCAGGACAACAAGAUAAAUGUAGUUCAUGAGCGAGCUUUUCAGGGCUGCCAGAAGAUGGAAUACCUGUACCUGAAUGACAAUUUGAUCAGCGAGCUUCCAGAAAAUUCCUUUGAUGGCCUGAGGUGCCUGAAGAUGCUCAACCUGGGGGGGAAUUUUCUUAGGAACAUUUCCAACACCUGGUUCAGGGACCUGGGGGAGCUGGAGGUCCUCUACCUGGACCGCAACAGGAUCAACUACAUUGAGGACAGGGCUUUUGAAAACCUCACCAGCCUGGUUGCGUUGCACUUGAACAGCAACAACCUGACAACCCUGCCCUUUUCUGUCUUCCAGCCAGUGUACUUCCUUGGGCGGCUGUACCUCUUCCGCAACCCCUGGGAGUGUGACUGCCGCAUUGAGUGGCUGAAGGAGUGGAUGGAGAAUUACAGGCUUGUCAGGGAUAUUUCCUGUGCUUCCCCCUCCUCGGUAGCUGGGAUUGACCUGAUGGACGUGCUCUACAAGAGAUCUCCAGAAGGUUACUGUCUUGACCCGGUGGAGCUAAACAUCACAUCCGAAGGCCCGACCCCAAGUGAAGAGCCUUGGUCUACCACAGAGAGCAAGUUCAACAGCUUUAUCUCCAAACUCUUGCUCCAGAUGGGCCUUUCUGAAGAGGUGGCAAAUACCACUGAAGUCUACAGUAACACCACGCAGCUGGAUGGACUGACUGAUGGGGUUUCUUCUGGGGUAGGGGAAGACAGUAUGGAGGCUGUCUCCUUUUCUUUUUACCUUCCAGCACUUUUUACAGUGAUUGUUUGGCAGUGCAAAUAGUCCAAGGGCUACAUGAAGCAUGGGUCCUGCUUAACCGUCCCUGUACCUACUUAAGUCAUUAGGGACAAAUUAGUAUCAUGAGCCUCCAAUACAUAACUGGCUCCAAACCCUCCCAGGUUGGGUUGGUUGGACCUGGCUCCCGAUUCUCCUGGGAGCAGGUGGGAUCUGGUUCAAGGCUGGGUCCCACUCCGGGUGAGAAACCUGUCCUGUGGGUUCUAAGAGCUGCUCGGGCACUCACAUUGCUGUGUGGAAGAUGAGCAAUGAAAGAAGAAUAGCUGUAAGGUUGAGUUUCACUUAGAGACAUGCAAUGUCUCCUGCUCGGAGCAGAGGGAAGAGCGGUCUGUGUGGAUGGCAGUGCGGUACUGUGAAUUCUGUUGGGCCAACUCCAGUUGACCAAACUGUCCACUUUAUAAGAGCAAGAGAAGGCAUCAAAAACGUCCAUCCUCUUCACAUCCUGAGAGACAUCCACACCCACAGUGGGUGCUUCUAGAUGCUGGUAAACUGAUUUCCACCAGCAUGUGCGGGGGGAGCAGGGCUGUCCUGGGCAGCAUCCAGGGAUGCAACACUAGCCCUAGUGAACAAGAGAACAGUACCUGGGGAUGGUGCCUGCCCCAGGCGGGGCUGGGAUGGGCACAUUCUUCUCUGAGGAAAAGCUAUUUAAACGGAACAGCUUACUUAUUAACGUUGUUUCAAUGUGUUUUUAUUUCUCAGUUAAUAUAUUGUUUCAAGGAACAUAUUGCUUUUAUUUGUAGAUUAUUUCAUGGCAUGAAGGCGGGGCAGAACAUUAUGAUGACAGAGGCAUCCACGCCCUGCUAAAUAUUUUGUAUUUCCACCACUAAUGUGUACCAUAUAGCAUUUUAUAUUAUGUUGUACAACCAACUAUGCCAUCAUUUUCUUUCAUAGAAUCGUAGAAUCAUAGAAUUGUAGAAUGGUUUGGGUUGGAAGGGACCUUACAGAUCAUCUAGUUCCCCAAUCCCCCUGCUAUGGGCAGGGACACCUCACACUAGACCAGGUUGCUCAAAGCCUCAUGCAUAUGGCAUCUAACAUGUUUUAUCUAUCUUUGAAAGCUUUGAUGAAAACUGCUAAUAUGAUCAGAAAUAAUUAUCUUGCUUUAUAUGUCAGAGCACAUUAAUAAAAUUGGUAUUUUGCUCACAAAAAUAAAUUAACUGCUCCCCCCCCCUUUUUUUAUUUUUGAGUUCCUUGAAUUACUCUGGUGGGUUUUUUGUAGGCUACUCAAAUUAACGCACAUGAAUGUCCUUUUUAUGGUCUCAAGCAAAUGGCAAGCUAUUUAUUGCAGCAUAAAGAAUAGACACUUUAACUUAGAACAUGAUAGUGCUUACAUUUGUGUUAAGUAAAGUAGUAACACUUUAAAAAAUAAGUGACUAUAUAGAAAUACACUUCUGUGAUAUUUUAACUGUAUUAAAUCAUUUUACAUGGCUUAUUAUACUAUGAUGUACAUGUUCAUGUGAAAUGACAGAAUAUAUACAAUCUUUUAUUACUACUAAAAUGUCGUGAAAUAGGAAUAAACAUGGAAAUUAAUUAAAAAACCCU
Messenger RNA from Strigops habroptila (Kakapo), 3495 nucleotides. It is a transcript of the gene NYX, whose product is annotated as nyctalopin. The coding region runs from base 523 to 1944 and encodes 473 amino acids. The transcript is spliced from 3 exons. The record is from RefSeq and is a predicted model, not a curated record. Gene Ontology annotation, molecular function: protein binding. Lineage: Eukaryota; Metazoa; Chordata; Aves; Psittaciformes; Psittacidae. Gene Ontology annotation, cellular component: plasma membrane.